This is a messenger RNA of Microcebus murinus (gray mouse lemur), 1257 nucleotides long. The record is from RefSeq and is a predicted model, not a curated record. Lineage: Eukaryota; Metazoa; Chordata; Mammalia; Primates; Cheirogaleidae.
AUGCUGCUGCUGCUGGCCCUGCUCUGGGGGAUGGCGGGGGUGGUGGGACAGGGAUGGCCCAGGGGAGGUUACAGGCUGCGAGUGCAGAGUGUGGUGACGGUGCAGGAGGGCCUGUGUGUCCAUGUGCCCUGCUCCUUCUCCUAUCCUCUGUACGGCUGGAAGGACUCUCAUCCUGUUCAUGGCUACUGGUUCCGGGAAGGGGCCAGUGUGGAGAGGGACGCUCCCGUGGUCACAAACGACCCAGCUAGGAAAGUGCAGAAGGAGACCAAGGGCCGAUUCCACCUCUUAGGGGAUCUCAGGAGGAACGACUGCUCCCUGAGCAUCAGAGACGCCACAAGGAGGGUCGAGGGGUCAUACUUUUUUCGGGUGGAGCGAGGAUGGAUGAAAUGGAACUAUGAACAAAACAAGCUGGCUGUGCAUGUGACAGCCCUGACCCACACGCCCGACAUCCUCCUCCCGGGGUCCCUGGAGUGCGGCCACCCCAGCACCUUGACCUGCUCUGUGCCCUGGGCCUGUGAGCAGGGGACGCCCCCCAGGAUCUCCUGGGAGGGGUCUUCCGUGGCUCCCCAGGGCCCCACCAUCGGCCGCUCCUCAGUGCUCACCCUCGUCCCUCAGCCCCAGGACCACGGCACCAGCCUCACCUGCCAGGUGACCUUGCCUGGGGCCGGUGUGACCAUGACGAGGACCGUCCAUCUCAACGUGUCCUACUCUCCUCAGAACCUUACCAUGACUGUCUUCCAUGGAAAUGGCUCAGAAGUCACUGGGCUUGGGAACGGCUCAUCUGUGUCAGUCCUGGAAGGCCAGUCCCUGCGUCUGGUCUGCGCUGUCAACAGCAACCCCCCUGCCAGGAUCACCUGGACCUGGGGGAGACUCACCCUCAACCCCUCCCAGCCCUUGGGCCCUGGGGUGCUGGAGCUGCCUCGAGUGCACCUCAGGGAUAAAGGAGAAUUCACCUGCCAAGCUCAGAACCCUCUGGGCUCCCAGCACGUCUCCCUGAGCCUCUCCCUGCAGACUGAGGACCCAGGCACAGUGCAGCCUGUCUCGGGGGGGACGCUGGGGGCUGUCUGGGGAGCUGGAGCCACAGUCCUGGUCUUCCUGUCCUUCUGCGUCAUCUUCAUCAUGGUGAGGUCCUGCAGGAGGAAGGCGGCAAGAGCAGCAGCGGGCGUGGGGGACACAGGUGUGGAGGAGCCAGACGCUGUCAGGGUCCCAGGCUCUCGGGUAAUACUGGAUAUGUCCACAUCCAGCUUGCAGCCUGGA